Molecule: messenger RNA, 1320 nt
Organism: Rubroshorea leprosula
Lineage: Eukaryota; Viridiplantae; Streptophyta; Magnoliopsida; Malvales; Dipterocarpaceae
Source: the annotation of a GenBank genome assembly
AACAAUAUUAUGGAUGAUUCAUUUAUUGUUUUAGUGUUUUUUUGUCAUUUAAAAACAACAAUGUCGGAUGAUGAUGCAGCAUUUAAGAUCUGUAUCCAUUAUGCUGGACAUGUUAGAAGAGAUGUUUCACGUUAUGUUGGAGUUGAAACUUGUGAUUUAGGAGUUAAUGACAUUGACAAGCUAUGCUAUUUUGAUAUCAUCGAUAAACUAAAUGAGGUCGGGAUUCAGUUAGUAAGGGCAUUGUAUUACAAAGUUCCUGACCUGCCUUUUGCUAGUGGUUUACUGCCUUUAAAUGGUGAUGUAGAGAUAAUUGAGGUUGCAAAAAUAUUAACGGAGUUAGGAAUUUGCCAUGUAUAUGUGGAGCAUGAUAGCUCUAACAUGCAAGGAGAAAUUGGAGUACAAACUUCAGUAAGGCCUUUUUUUUAUGAGGUAAAUAUUGAUGCUGGUGAAGGGUCAAGUAGAACGCACCCUAGGCAUGGCAAAAUGGCUUUAUUUCAGCAUGACAUGCUAGGAAGUGACGUGGAUGACGAUGAGCUGGUGGCUGGUAUUAAGAAAAUGAAUCAAAGAUAUGCUGAUUUUGAGACUUCCAAUUGUGCAGCAAGUAAAGCAAUUGAAAAAGGCAAACAAAAACUGAUAGAGGUGUCUAAAGGAAAGAAGAACUUGAAUCCUUUUUCAAACUCCAUUGAUGCAAACCAGGCUUCAAAAGGGAUUGUGAUAAGAGAUGUUGAAGGUGAAGGCCCUAGAUUUGUUGCAAAUUCUAAUUUGGAGAAUAGUGAUUCUGACUUUAGUGACAGGGACAGUGAAUAUGUUGAUAGUAGUGAUCCUGGUAGCUACUAUAGUGAUAGCUCGAUUGAGGACUUGGACUCAUUUGUGAAAGAUGAUGCACUGAGAACUGCAAGUAGUCACCUUCAUUAUGAUCCCAACUAUGAAGUUCCACACUUUGAAGUUGGAAUGAUAAUUUCUGGGCAGCAUUUUGAAGCCUUUUAAUUAUGCUAUAUUGCUGAAGUUUAUGUCUUUUGUGUCUUCUGUGUAAUGGAGAAUUUAUGGGUAGCCAAAAUUUGUGUCUUUUGUGCACUAGAGAAUUCUUAGGCAGCUGAAGUUUGUGUCUAGUGUGUUGCAGAAUUUUUGUGGAGCUUUAAAUUAUGUUUGCACUUUUGUAGUACCACAGAUUAGUUAACAUAGCUUUUGUUAUUUAUGACAAGUUUUAUUGUGGUGAUGAACCAUAUUUGGGCAUGAUUUGUUUUUGUUCAUGCACUCUGUACAAGUGCUAUGUUAAGCUAUGAAACAAUGCUAAGUUUAUAAGAAAGGAUAUAAAAGUUU